Molecule: messenger RNA, 2303 nt
Organism: Castor canadensis (American beaver)
Lineage: Eukaryota; Metazoa; Chordata; Mammalia; Rodentia; Castoridae
Gene: Hspa8
Product: heat shock protein family A (Hsp70) member 8
Molecular function (GO): ATP binding; ATP-dependent protein folding chaperone
Source: RefSeq, a predicted model, not a curated record
CCUUCUGGAAGGUUCUGAGACAGAGUAUAAGAGACGGGGUGGCGGGCUGAAACCGGUCUCAUUGAACGAAGUGGCAGCUCUUGGGGGUUGGGUGCAGUUUUCGCUACAAGAGCAGGGGCCUACACGCAUGCAACUAUGUCUAAGGGACCUGCAGUAGGCAUCGAUCUUGGCACCACCUACUCCUGUGUGGGUGUCUUCCAGCAUGGAAAGGUGGAGAUAAUUGCCAAUGAUCAGGGGAACAGAACCACACCAAGCUAUGUCGCCUUUACUGACACCGAAAGGUUGAUCGGUGAUGCUGCAAAGAAUCAGGUUGCGAUGAACCCCACCAACACAGUUUUUGAUGCCAAACGUCUGAUUGGACGUAGAUUUGAUGAUGCUGUUGUCCAGUCAGAUAUGAAACACUGGCCGUUCAUGGUGGUGAAUGAUGCAGGCAGACCCAAAGUCCAAGUAGAGUACAAAGGGGAGACAAAAAGCUUCUACCCAGAGGAGGUAUCAUCUAUGGUUCUAACAAAGAUGAAGGAAAUUGCAGAAGCCUAUCUUGGGAAGACUGUCACCAAUGCUGUGGUCACAGUGCCAGCUUACUUCAAUGAUUCCCAGCGUCAGGCAACAAAAGAUGCUGGAACCAUUGCUGGUCUCAAUGUGCUUCGAAUUAUCAACGAGCCAACUGCUGCUGCUAUUGCUUAUGGCUUAGACAAGAAGGUUGGUGCUGAAAGGAAUGUGCUGAUUUUUGAUUUAGGAGGUGGCACUUUUGAUGUGUCAAUCCUCACUAUUGAGGAUGGGAUCUUUGAGGUCAAAUCUACAGCUGGAGACACCCACUUAGGUGGAGAAGACUUUGACAACAGAAUGGUCAAUCAUUUCAUUGCUGAAUUCAAACGCAAGCAUAAGAAGGACAUCAGUGAGAACAAGAGAGCUGUCCGUCGUCUGCGUACUGCUUGUGAGCGAGCCAAGCGUACCCUCUCAUCCAGCACCCAGGCCAGCAUCGAGAUUGAUUCCCUCUAUGAAGGAAUUGAUUUCUAUACCUCUAUCACCCGUGCUCGGUUUGAAGAGCUGAAUGCUGACCUGUUUCGUGGCACUCUGGACCCUGUAGAAAAAGCCCUUCGAGAUGCCAAACUGGACAAGUCACAGAUACAUGACAUUGUCCUGGUGGGCGGUUCCACCCGUAUCCCCAAAAUUCAGAAACUUCUGCAAGAUUUUUUCAAUGGAAAAGAGCUAAAUAAGAGCAUCAACCCUGAUGAAGCUGUUGCAUAUGGUGCAGCUGUCCAGGCAGCCAUCCUAUCUGGAGACAAGUCUGAAAAUGUUCAAGAUUUGCUGCUUUUGGAUGUCACUCCUCUUUCUCUGGGUAUAGAAACUGCUGGUGGAGUCAUGACUGUCCUUAUCAAGCGCAAUACUACCAUUCCUACCAAGCAGACACAGACCUUCACCACAUACUCUGAUAACCAGCCUGGUGUGCUCAUUCAGGUGUAUGAAGGUGAGCGAGCCAUGACCAAGGACAACAAUCUUCUUGGCAAGUUUGAACUCACAGGCAUCCCUCCUGCACCCCGUGGUGUUCCUCAGAUUGAAGUCACUUUUGAUAUUGAUGCUAAUGGCAUCCUCAAUGUUUCUGCUGUGGAUAAGAGUACAGGAAAAGAGAACAAAAUUACCAUCACCAAUGACAAGGGCCGCUUGAGCAAGGAGGACAUUGAGCGUAUGGUCCAAGAAGCAGAGAAGUACAAAGCUGAAGAUGAGAAGCAGAGGGACAAGGUGUCAUCCAAGAAUUCGCUGGAGUCCUAUGCAUUCAAUAUGAAAGCAACUGUUGAAGAUGAGAAGCUUCAGGGCAAGAUCAAUGAUGAAGAUAAACAGAAGAUUCUGGAUAAGUGUAACGAGAUCAUUAACUGGCUGGAUAAAAAUCAGACUGCAGAGAAGGAAGAAUUUGAACACCAGCAGAAAGAGCUGGAGAAAGUCUGCAACCCCAUCAUUACCAAGCUGUACCAGAGUGCAGGAGGCAUGCCAGGAGGAAUGCCUGGGGGAUUCCCUGGUGGGGGAGCUCCUCCUUCUGGUGGUGCUUCCUCUGGUCCCACCAUUGAAGAGGUUGAUUAAGUCAACCCAAAUACAGGUGUAGCAUUGUUCCACACAGUAAAACAUUGAAGGACCCAAAUUUAGCAAAUUGUAUAGCAGUAAAAUGAGCUGCUAUACUGGGCAUUCUUAUACUUGAAUAUGGAACAUGUGAUGCACAGGAAAGGAAGUAACAUUGCACUUUAUAAACACUGUAUUGUAAGUGGAAAAUGCAAUGUCUUAAAUAAAAAUAUUUAAAAUUUGGCGCCAUA